AUGGCCGCCCCUUCGUCUCCUCGGCCUGUCAGCCUACAUUCCGAUGAAGCUCCCCGGCAGCCUUGCCCAACCGCCCCUGUUCCCUCCUUGGCCCCAGAGUCGAUCCCUUCUGGCCCUUCUCCAGAUAGUGCCCGUUAUUUCCAGAGUCCCCCGUCUCGACACCGUCGAGUAAACACCGAAUACAUUCCCCGAGCACCUCUAUUCGAACAGGGACUGGACGCGUCCCGGGAAGAUCAAUCCGCCCACAGCCCAUUCCCACCACUGUCCUGGACAGACACCCUCAACAAACGGAAAGCGAGAGUUUUGUCGGAUUGGUUUCAGGGGAAAUCCGAGUCGGUGGACUUGGGGAACAGCAAGCUGCGCGCCGAGGGGAUCACACCGGACCGGACCACAACCAUGGACGCUACCCGUCUCACCCCGAGCUCCACGCUAUCUCGAAAGAAGUCGGUCUCUCCUACGCGUCGGUUCUCAUUCUUUGGCCUGCGCCGACAAUCAGAAGUCAAGCCAGGACUCCCCGCGCCCGUGGACGAUGAAUUCCUCAACCUCGAUAUUGACGAGGCCCUCGCGCCAGACACGAACCCGGCGAGCAGCGAGGCCGCAUUAGACUCCCUGCGGGACCAGGCCGACUCGGUGAUCCGGCGGAUGCAGGAGGCAUACAAGCAGCGCACGCUCGCCUUGCACCAGGGCCUCAUCGACAAGAACGAGAAGCAGGACGAGCUCGUCGAGUCUCGCGCGCUGGUCGAGCACUUGAGGGUGCAGCUGGAUGGGAUGGCCUCCAAGGCCUUGGAGCAGGAGAAAGCCAUGCAGGCCAUGGCGGAGGAACUGGAGGAGGAGAGACUUCUCCGGCAACAACAAGACCAACAACAAGACGCCACGCCGAGCACUACCCGGACGCGGACACAGUCCACCGACGACGACAUUCCUUCCAUCGCCCUUCAAACCCCUCAGCGCGGCGGGAAACGCGCCAGCCACGGUACCUUCACGAGCGACUCUGGGUUUGAGUCGGGGGACAAUGAGAGUGUCGCCGACAGCAUCUUCUCUCAACGCGAGGGGAUCGACUCCCCGCCUUCUACGCUGGUGGCACCGUCGCCGAAUAUGUCGCAGAUUGCUCUGCCUAUACCUAAACCUGUCACAUCCGCGGCUGCACCAGCUCCGGCACCAGCACCAUCACCCACCCCAGCACCCACACGCGCCUCGGCUUACGACCGCGUGAAAGGAUUUGCCUCGACGCGACUCGGGAAUUUGUCUGGCUAUUCAUCCCAGUGUGGCAUUUGUCAUGGCGUUCCAGUUUCCGAGGCCUGGAGUGUCAUGGGCGUGCUCAAGGAUGAGAACCGGGGUCUGAAGAUGCGGUUAGGCGAACUCGAGCUGGUGAUUGACGACUGUUUGAGUAUGGUUGGGCCCUGA
This is a messenger RNA of Penicillium riverlandense, 1404 nucleotides long. RefSeq lists its product as uncharacterized. Bases 1 to 1404 code for a protein of 467 amino acids. The record is from RefSeq and is a predicted model, not a curated record. NCBI's taxonomy places the organism in Eukaryota, Fungi, Ascomycota, Eurotiomycetes, Eurotiales, Aspergillaceae. The transcript has a single exon.